AUGUCGUCCUUCACACGCCUCGUCCGCUUCCUCGCCAAGGACGGCCGCACCUACUACGGCGACGCGAUCCUCCCCUCGGGCGUAACCGACAUCGGCAAAGCAACACAAGCGCGCGUGAUCCGCGGCUCGCCAUGGAGCCAGCACACCCUGACGGACCAAGUCGCUGAUGUGCGCCUCCUCCUUGCGCCGCUGGCGCGCGAGGACGUCGCAACCGUGCGCUGUCUGGGUCUGAACUACGAACAACAUGCUCAUGAGUCCGGCAUGCCGAUCCCGAAGUAUCCGGUCCUGUUUUACAAGCCCGUCACUUCGGUUGCUGGGCCUUUUGACGAUAUUCCGAUUGCGCCGGUUGCGCAGGAGGGCGAGGGGCUGGAUUACGAGUGCGAGCUCGUGGCUGUGAUAGGGAAAGAGGCGCGCGAGGUGUCUGAAGCGCAGGCGUUGGACUACGUCGCGGGAUAUGCCGUCGGGAACGAUGUGUCGCAUCGAGACUGGCAGCUUAAGAGGGGUGGUGGACAGUGGGGGCUCGGAAAGGGGUUCGAUGGAUGGGCGCCGUUCGGACCUGGGAUUGUCUCGAGCAAGAUCAUCAAAGACCCACAGAGCUUGAAGAUCAUGACGAAGGUGAAUGGCGAGACGGUGCAGGAGAGCAACACGCGGGAUAUGAUCUUUGGGGUAGCGAAGACGAUCGCAAUCCUGAGUCAGGGAACUACGUUGCUGCCGGGUGAUCUGAUAUUUACUGGGACUCCGCAAGGUGUCGGUAUGGGACGUAAACCACAGUUGUGGCUCAAAGACGGCGACGUGGUUGAGGUCAGCCUCGAAGGGGUAGGAUCUUGCAUCAACAGGGUCAAAUUUACGAAACCCAGGUCUAGGUUGUAG
Messenger RNA from Coniosporium apollinis CBS 100218, 870 nucleotides. RefSeq lists its product as uncharacterized. Gene Ontology annotation, molecular function: catalytic activity. NCBI's taxonomy places the organism in Eukaryota, Fungi, Ascomycota, Dothideomycetes. The transcript has 3 exons. The record is from RefSeq and is a predicted model, not a curated record. Bases 1 to 870 code for a protein of 289 amino acids.